Molecule: messenger RNA, 2136 nt
Organism: Sinocyclocheilus grahami
Lineage: Eukaryota; Metazoa; Chordata; Actinopteri; Cypriniformes; Cyprinidae
Gene: bambib
Product: BMP and activin membrane-bound inhibitor homolog (Xenopus laevis) b
Exons: 3
Coding region: 345-1118 (257 amino acids)
Biological process (GO): positive regulation of canonical Wnt signaling pathway; transforming growth factor beta receptor signaling pathway; negative regulation of transforming growth factor beta receptor signaling pathway
Molecular function (GO): frizzled binding
Source: RefSeq, a predicted model, not a curated record
UUCAAGAGCACUCAAGCGGACUAUAUACAGGAGAUUAUCCUUUUGAAUAGUUGCGAAGUCUGUGAAUCUCGGGUUCGACUUAAAACACAAACAGAUUGUGUCUAACCUGGGUUUUUAAAUUGUAUUCUAACAACUCCACGUCGGCUUUUCUGCGCUCAGCUGAUUUUAUCUGGAAGUCUUGAAGAGCAGCGAGGACUAAACCACGAUGUGAUCAUUUCUAUCCCAAAAUGUUACGAAAAGUUAACGAAGCAAGUUGGAACACAUCGUGAACACCAAUACAGUGUUUCUGGCUAUAAAGUCCGUAUCGAUGCGAAUCUGAAAGGCAAAGAAAGUGUUUUUGUCCAAUGCAGCGGAACAGCAGUCUCGUUUCCAUUUGGCUUCAGCUCGAGCUGUGCGCGAUGGCUGUUCUCCUCACUAAAGGAGAAAUACGGUGCUACUGCGAUGCCCCCCACUGUGUGGCCACUGGUUACAUGUGCAAAUCGGAGCUGAAUGCCUGCUUCACCCGGACCUUAGACCCUCAAAGUGCCAAGUCUCCUUUAUCUCAUGGAUGUUACGACCCUCUGUUGAACUCUGGAAAAACUUGCCACCCAGAGUCAACCUAUGACACCAUUCACGGAUCUGCCACACUUCAGUGUUGCCAUGAGGAUAUGUGCAAUUACAGAGGCCUGCAAGAUGUCACAUACAGAGGAAGUGAAAUUCAUGACAAACGGCGACAUCAAACCGAAGGUAGCCGUCACGUGAUUGCACGACUACAGGAAAUUCCUACCUCCAAGGAGGUAUGGUUCCGCGCUGCGGUCAUCACUGUACCCAUUGCCGGUGGCCUCAUCUUGGUCCUCCUCAUCGUGCUGGCCCUGCGUAUGCUGCGCAGUGAAAACCGCAGACUGCGACAACAACGGAGAGAAAUGUUGUCUCGCCUUCAUUACAGCUUUCAUGGCCAACACCUCACCAAGGGUCAUGUGGCCAAACUGGACUUAGAGUGUAUGGUUCCAGUAGGAGGCCAUGAGAACUGCUGCCUGACCUGCGACAAGAUUCAGCAGUCCGACCUUACCAGCCAAAGACUUCUUUCAUUGGUCAGCUGGGGAAAGCACAGUGGCCAAGGCAAGCUAGAGUUUGUGUGAUGGCUUAAGAAUUUGCUUUCCUCCGUGGGACUUGUGUUUUAUUUCAACCCUUCUAAAGGAGGUACUGCAAACAAGAACUCAAAAGAGAACACUUGAAAGCUCUAACCAUAUGGUUGUUGCUCUAGAAGCACUUUACUUGAAUUAGAGACUUAAGGAGAAGACUGCUUGUAUUAUACGCUGCGACGAGGAGCGGCUUCGUGCUGGUAUUCUUUAUCACCGAAGGAUUCCAAAAAAAAUUAUUUUGGUUUUAUCAUGUGCACUUUUUGUAUAAAGAAUCUAUGGUUUAUGUGCUUUAAUAGUGGAGUAAAACCAGUGUGUCAAAAAAUGGUAGGGUUACAAUAUCUUGUCACUGGGGCAGUACCCUCAAAGCGACAUCUUUGUACCUUGUUUACCCCUAUUAGUCAAAGGUACCUUAAGAGUGCAUGUUAUUAUUCUAAGGUAUUAAUAUACACUUUUUAGGGGUAGAUAAGGUCUUGGUGACAUGCUGUUGUAUCAGUAAGGUACAGUUUUUGCAAUCGUUUUCACAGUGAAUGAUGACCGCUGCUGUGUGAAUGUGUGACUCUCACUGUUAAAGAGAUAGCUCACCCAAAAAUGAAAUUUCUGACAUUAUUUACUUACUCUCAAACUCAAAGAUAUGGGGUUUCAGCUGUUUUUGUUCAUACAGUGAAUUAAAUGCACUUUCAAGCUCUAAAAUGGAAAUAAAGGUAGUGUAAAAAUGUAAUCCAACCCUACAAGUAAUCCAUAUCCAUAACUCAGAGUCAUUUAAUUCAUUUUCUGAAGCAAUAUGUUCACUUAGAACAAUGAACAAGCCAAAAAAUGUACAGGGUUUUCAUUUACAAAUCACAUCAAAUCAUUGAUAAACUUGUACAAAGCCCAAAUCAAAUAUGGUGAUGUGCCAAAAACAUCAAACCUUAUUGGUGCAUGUGUCAUGAUGUAAAGGAGGUUAAAAGUUUUGAACUUUCAUUGUUUGGACAAAAACGUACAACAGAAACAUUCUUCAAAUACAUUAAUUUGUGUU